AUGUCGCCGUCAGCCGAGAAGAAGCCCGCGGAUGAUAGUACCACCACCUUCGCCGUGGCUGAGGAGGAGAAGGUCGUGCUGUGCUGCAGCGACGGGGUGGAGUUCGUGGUGGACGUGUCUGUCACAAAGAUGUCCGGGAUGAUCAGCAACAUGAUUGAUGACGAGUGCGUGGAAGGCGGCGUCCCGCUGCCGAACGUCGAGGGCCAAGUCAUGUCCAGGGUGCUCGAGUACCUCGGCAAGAAGCACGGUAGCGCCGCCGCUGAGGACUUCAAGAAGUUCAAGUCGGAGUUCUUAGAGGAGCUGGUGGCCGACAAGAAGGCGCUGUUUGACGUGAUCCUGGCGGCAAACUACCUCCACACGCAAGAGCUGCUAGACACGGCGUUCUAG
Messenger RNA from Phragmites australis (common reed), 387 nucleotides. Its product is annotated as SKP1-like protein 6. Bases 1 to 387 code for a protein of 128 amino acids. Gene Ontology annotation, molecular function: cullin family protein binding. The record is from RefSeq and is a predicted model, not a curated record. Gene Ontology annotation, biological process: SCF-dependent proteasomal ubiquitin-dependent protein catabolic process. The transcript has a single exon. NCBI's taxonomy places the organism in Eukaryota, Viridiplantae, Streptophyta, Magnoliopsida, Poales, Poaceae. Gene Ontology annotation, cellular component: cytoplasm; nucleus.